Hipposideros armiger (great roundleaf bat) is the source of this 2362-nucleotide messenger RNA. RefSeq names its product transmembrane BAX inhibitor motif containing 1 (gene TMBIM1). NCBI's taxonomy places the organism in Eukaryota, Metazoa, Chordata, Mammalia, Chiroptera, Hipposideridae. Gene Ontology annotation, biological process: negative regulation of apoptotic signaling pathway. The transcript is spliced from 12 exons. Gene Ontology annotation, cellular component: membrane; endoplasmic reticulum; Golgi apparatus. The record is from RefSeq and is a predicted model, not a curated record. The coding region runs from base 145 to 1074 and encodes 309 amino acids.
GGCGCGUCGGGGCGGGGCGCGGAGCCUCAGCCCAGCCCAGGCCCGCGCGCGUUUCCGGACUCGCGACGCCUGGAGGCCGGGAGCUCACCUUUCGGAGCGGCCAGGUCCCAGCAGCUGGGGUCUCCCCUCAGCCCUUGAGCGGCCAUGUCCAACCCCAGCGCCCCACCUCCAUAUGAGGACCGCAACCCCCUGUACCCUGGCCCUCCUCCGCAGGGGGGCUAUGGGCAGCCGUCUGUCCUGCCUGGCGGGUAUCCUGCCUACCCUGCCUACCCACAGCCUGGCUACGGUCACCCUGCUGGCUACCCACAACCUAUGCCCCCCAUCCACCCGAUGCCCAUGAACUACGGCCCAGGCUAUGACGGGGAGGAGAGAGCAGUGAGUGACAACUUCGGGCCUGGAGAGUGGGAUGACGUGAAAGUCCGACACAGCUUCAUCCGAAAGGUUUACACCAUCAUCUCCAUCCAGCUGCUCAUCACAGUGGCCAUCAUCGCUAUCUUCACCUUUGUGCAACCAGUCGGUGACUUUGUGAGGAGAAACCAGGCCAUCUACUACGCGUCCUAUGCUGUCUUCCUGGCUACCUACUUGACCCUUGCCUGCUGCGAGGGACCCAGACGCCGUUUCCCGUGGAACAUCAUCCUGCUGGCCAUCUUUACUCUUGCCAUGGGCUACAUGACGGGCUGCAUUUCCAGUUUUUAUAACACCAAAGCCGUCAUCAUUGCGAUGAUCAUCACUGCUGUGGUGUCCAUCUCCGUCACCAUCUUCUGCUUCCAGACCAAGGUGGACUUCACCUCAUGCACAGGCCUCUUCUGUGUCCUGGGGAUUGUGAUGAUGGUGACUGGGAUUGUCAGUGCCAUUGUGUUGGCCUUCAAAUAUAUUUACUGGGUCCAUAUGGUCUAUGCGGCCCUGGGGGCCAUUUGCUUCACCUUGUUCCUGGCUUACGACACGCAGCUGGUCCUGGGGAACCGGAAGCACACCAUCAGCCCGGAGGACUACAUCACUGGCGCCCUGCAGAUCUACACAGACAUCGUCUACAUCUUCACCUUUGUGCUGCAGCUGGUGGGGAGUCGCGAUUAAGGAGCACCCCCAGUUCUACUCCACCCUGGGCUCUCUCAUUUCCAGAGGGCUGGGCCCUAUGACCUUCCCCUCAAGUAAUAUGCCCAGUUUCCUUUCUGUCCUGGGGUGGGUGGCCUCUCUGGCUAUGGAUGUGCAAGUGCCACCUGGUUAGGCUGGAGGAAUUGGGGACGAACUCUUGCCCUUGGUGGGCUUGGCAGGUACUAGGCCAAAGAUGUGCCUUUUACCUCCACCCACUCUGUGGCUCCAGAUUCUUAACAGCUGGGGCUGGAGGGGGCAGGGAUGAAAAAAGCCUGGUCUAUAGCUAGAAGGGAAUGAGGUAGAAGCAACUUCAAGGUGAUGAGGUUUGUCCUCCCACCUCUGCCAUAGACUCUGGGCUACGUAGCUGGAGCUGUUUCCUCCCUCAACCCCCAACAGAGCCGGAGAAAUCUGUCCCCAGCCUCCUGGACUCAUAGGCCAUUAUCUGUAUUCCUUUGGCAAACCUUGGCGCUUCCCAGCUCAGGAAGAUUGAAGAGAUCUGUGCCCGUGGGUCCCCCUUGAUUCAACCCCUUUUCUUUUGAUGGCAUGUAUAUACUGUUUAUCUGGGUUGGGGGUGGGGGAGGAAGAAGAGAGCAAGCAAAGCCAGGUACGGGGGCCAGCACUGAGCAGCAUCUUCCCUGGGCUUCCUCAUGGCUGCGGUGGUGGCAGAGAGCAGGCCCGCUGAAGCCAUCAGGUCCCCAUUCUCCAAAGCUGCCUAGGGCCUCCCGGGUGCUUCUGAGAUCUCUGGUGAGGGGGAUCUCUUGCUUCCUGUGCUCAGGCUGCUCAAAGCAGAAAGUGAGGGGCAAAGGUCAGGGGAUGGGGUGGUUUGGAGGAUCCUAAGUGUGGCCAGAAAGUAACCAGGAUGAAGAGAUUGGGUUAGAAGCAGAGAAAAUGCCUUGGGGUCCCCCACCUGGUCUGAGAUAUGGAAGCCUACUGUGGCAUCCAUGAAAGCUUAUGUGUUCUUUCCUUCUGCUAACCUUGGGGAGGGCCCUGAGAGGAAGGAGACUUCCCCUCUCAGUUUGUUCUUAACGCUCACUGGGGAAUUUUAUACUCAAAUCUCAUUUCUCCAGCCAGCUACUGCUUUCCUUGUGACUCUUAAGUGCCUCAAGCUGGAAGGGAGAAAAGGGACAGGGGUCACUCUAUCGGGUGGGGGUGAAAACCAAGUCAGCCCAAGGCUAUAAGUAGGACUUCUCUACUAAGUCCUGGUCCUAAGUAUAUCACACAAACGGACAUAACUAGAAAUGUAAUAAAGUUUUAUGUUUAGAAGUUAAAA